Molecule: messenger RNA, 919 nt
Organism: Helianthus annuus (common sunflower)
Lineage: Eukaryota; Viridiplantae; Streptophyta; Magnoliopsida; Asterales; Asteraceae
Exons: 4
Coding region: 166-642 (158 amino acids)
Source: RefSeq, a predicted model, not a curated record
AAUUGGGUCCUUCUUUCUCUCUCUCACUACACUAAAACAUAAAGUUGCCAGCCACCCUCCUUGACCCUUUGGUUUCCUAACAACAAAAUUUCUUCAACUCAUCAUCAUCUUCAAUACAAAAUUCACUGUUACAUUAAAACUCAAUUUCUAGAGAGAGAAACAGUAAUGGCCGAUGAAAACUCACCGAGCAGCAGAGAUCGGGAGCUCCUGAAACCUGUCGCCACCACCGUUGACCAUGACGGCGGCGCGUCGUCGUCAAAACCCUCGCCGGCGUCCAGUUCACCGUCGCAUAACUCCGGCCGUGAGUUGGUAGAAGUUGCGAAAGAUGUGAAAACGACAAAGGAUCCGACAUACGCUAAAAUAUUGAGUUCUACGUUGACUUCGAUAUUGGGUUGGGCUGAACAAAGACUUCUUGCGUAUCAUGAUACAUUUGAUAACGUAAACAUUAAUUCUAUGCAAAGUAUUGUGUCUUUAGGUAUGUGCAGCAUUAUAAUUCAUGAUACACCAGUUAAGCACGUUGAAACGACCAUAAGGACUACUUAUACAAAUUCGGGUUCGGAUUUAGAAGAAAACGUUGACGAUGAUCCACGUGAAAGGCAGUCGACCGGUGAUGGGAUUGGGGAUGAUAGUGCCAUGCGUUAACUAAAGUUCGGUCCAUGUGUUAGCCAAUAAGACAAGGAGGCGUGCGAGAGCUACUGCGUUUUUUCCAUUUACGUUUCUUGUUUUUUAUUUUGGAAGACAUCUUUUCCCUUUUUUUUUUGGCACAAGAGUUAUGCCGACAGAACAAAUUACGAUCCAUGGUUUGAUAAAGUUUUAGCAUGCCUCUUUAUAUAGGUCUUUGACUUACGUAUAUGUGACGUGUGUGCGUUAUGAAAACCGAGACUAAAAAUGUGGAAAGAACUGCUCUUCUUUUCUUUUA